Molecule: messenger RNA, 2493 nt
Organism: Cheilinus undulatus (humphead wrasse)
Lineage: Eukaryota; Metazoa; Chordata; Actinopteri; Labriformes; Labridae
Gene: tpx2
Product: TPX2 microtubule nucleation factor
Exons: 17
Coding region: 89-2236 (715 amino acids)
Biological process (GO): activation of protein kinase activity; regulation of mitotic spindle organization
Cellular component (GO): microtubule; spindle
Source: RefSeq, a predicted model, not a curated record
UUUAAACGUUAACGGUCUGGCUUCAGUUUCAUCACGGUCGCUCCGUGAACGGACAUAAUCGGUGAGUUGUCGAUAACGGAUUGGGAUUAUGGCUGAAAGUGACUGCGUUGAUACCUCUGACCGGUAUGAAUUUGAUGCACCGUCAAACGUUAUUGACUUGAAAGAGCUGGAGAAUGCUGAAAAUGAUGAUUCAUGGUUUGAUCAACAGGCCGGAGUAGGAGACGGUCACCUUCAGACACCGGGAGUCGACCGGCUCUUCAUGAGAGCCGAUAGUCACAACCUGCCUAGAGCCAUCGUCACUCCACUAAAGACGGAUGUGGACUCUGGUCCCAGUGAGUCCUCAGCUCAACCUUCAAACCUGGUCACAUCCUGGGGUGGUUCAUCUCCUCCUCGAAAUGGAGCCCGACCAAAAACAAGGACCUCGAAUCGACCCCCUGCCCAGCCAGUCAGGGUUUUAAAACGUAAAUCUAACGCUCCGGCUGCACCGCCAGAAAAGAAACAGAAGAAGAGCCCUGUAGCUCGACCUGUCCGAAGAAGUGCUAAUGCCCAGCGCAGGACCCUGCAGACAAACACCAGAAGAUCCAUCACCCGGGCAGCAGCUCCAACACCUGCAAACACUGAGCCAUGCAGUUCUGAAGAACAGGAGCUGGAGCGCAUCAGGAACCUGCAGAGGGAAGUUGCUCUGCAUCGCAAAAAGAAUGAGGCGAGCUACAAAGCUGCUCUGGCUGGAAAUCCACCACCAAAGAAAAUGGUCCUUUCAGCGACUGUGCCCAAAGAAUUCCACUUCAACACAAACACACGGUCAAAGACGACCACUUCAUCCAGCACCGCUCACAAGGAAGUGGACUUUGUGGCCCAGCUCCGCAAACCUUCAUCUCCAGCAAGGGCUCCAAGAGGUGCUACAGUGCCCAAACCCUUCAACCUGUCGACCGGCUCAAAGAGGAAGGUGGAUGAGCCGGCCGCUUACAUACCUAUGGCCGAGCAGAUAAUUCAGUUCCAGAAACGAACUCCUGAACGCUACCACCUACGCAGCCGCAAGAGUCACGCGAGAGGUCCAUCUCCAGUGAGGGGCGACCACCUGAAGCUCACCCAGCCUCACACCCCACACCUGAUGACCAAUCAGAGGAGCAGACCACCCACGGUGAAGAGCAGCGCUGAGCUGGAGGCAGAAGAGGUCGAGAAACUUAACAAGUUUAAGUUCAAGGCGCUGGAACUGAACAGGAAGAUUCUGGAUGGCGUUGAAGGUCUGAAGAAACCGACAGUGAAGGAACCAACCGUACCUGAAGGCUUUGAGCUGCAGAUUGAGAAAAGACUCCAGGAGAGACAAGCCACCAAACCUCAGGAGGAAGAAGAGAAGCCACACUCCUUUAAAUCCCAGCCCUUGCCUAAGAAGAUCCUGGAGGGAGUGGUGGGAUUACCAGAGAAGAAAGUUCUGCCUCCCACAGUGCCAGAGUCUCCAGCUUUUGCCCUAAAGAAGAGGAUUCCUGUGGAGCCAAAGGUCGAAGAAGUGAAACGGCCAUCACCAAUUAAGGCUCCCCCGGUGCCCCACUUUGGCCUCCCCUUCCAGCCUCGGCUCCAAGAGUAUCACCACGUGGAGGUGUGUCCUUUCUCCUUUGAGGAGAGGGAGCGAGAGAGAAGAGCCCUGAAGGAGAAGAAACUGGAGGAGAUGAGAAAUGAAGAGGUUCCACAGUUUAAGGCUCAGCCUCUACCAGACUUUGACAGUGUGAUCCUCCCAGAGAAGAAGAAGCUGGAGCCCACAAAACCUGAGCCGUUCAGACUUCGCCUGGACGAGCGAGGAGCUGUGAAGAGCAGCCGCUGGGAACAGAUGGUGAAGGAGGAGCAGAAACAGCAGCAGGAAGCAUCAGUAUUCAAAGCAAGGCCCAACACAGUCACUCACAAAGAGCCUUUCCAGCCUAAAAAGGAGAGCCGCAAUUUACCAGGCAUUUGCUCUUCCACAGUGACAGAGGCCUUCGAGCUGUCGACGGAGCGGAGGGCACGGGAGAGGCAGGAGUACGAGCGCCUGGCCAGCGAGAAGGAGGCUCUGCGGGCGCUGAUGGAGGAGGAGCAGAGACGAGAGGAGGAGCAGAGGGAGAAGGACGAGAUCGCCAGGCUGCGGCAAGAGCAGGUUCAUAAAGCUCAGCCCAUCAGACACUACAAACCCGUCGCUCUGAAGAAAAGUGAAGUUCCCCUCACAGUCCCACAAUCUCCAAACUUCUCAGACCGCUUCCGUUUGUGAUCCUCCUCCUAAAACCCCUUUAUAUUUACCACUUUAACUAUUUUUAUUUUUGCUUUUUAGACAGAACCCUGAAUUGUUCCACUUCUGUCGCUGUCGGUCAGACUCCUGGCUGUAAACUUGUAAAUAUUCGUGAAUUUGUACGGACUGAAGCUCUGUUUUUAUCUCCAUGUUCUGUUCUAGGCUUAGAUUUUAACCUCAUGCUGUAUAUUCUCUCUUCUUGCUUUUAAACUCGUCUUAAUAAACUGUUGUAAAGUAAA